CUAAUGGAUUACCACCUGCUUGGACUAAUUCUGUCUUUUCUCUUCAAUGGCACAAAGGUCUUAGCCGGUUACCCAAUUUGGUGGUCCCUGGCCCUGGGCCAGCAGUACAGCUCCCUGGGGUCCCAGCCCAUCCUGUGCGGCUCCAUCCCCGGCCUGGUGCCCAAGCAGCUCCGCUUCUGCCGCAACUACAUCGAGAUCAUGCCCAGCGUGGCUGAGGGAGUCAAGCUGGGCAUCCAGGAGUGCCAGCACCAGUUCCGGGGCCGCCGCUGGAACUGCACCACCAUCGACGACAGCCUGGCCAUCUUCGGGCCCGUCCUGGACAAAGCCACCCGAGAAUCCGCCUUUGUGCACGCCAUCGCCUCGGCCGGGGUGGCCUUCGCUGUCACCCGCUCCUGCGCCGAGGGCACCUCCACCAUCUGUGGUUGUGACUCCCACCACAAGGGACCCCCGGGGGACGGCUGGAAGUGGGGAGGGUGCAGCGAGGACGCCGAUUUCGGGGUGCUGGUGUCCCGGGAGUUCGCCGACGCGCGCGAGAACCGGCCGGACGCGCGCUCCGCCAUGAACAGGCACAACAACGAGGCCGGCCGGACGACCAUCCUGGAUCACAUGCACCUCAAGUGCAAGUGCCACGGGCUCUCGGGGAGCUGCGAGGUGAAGACGUGCUGGUGGGCCCAGCCCGAUUUCCGCGCCAUCGGGGAUUACCUGAAGGACAAGUACGACAGCGCCUCGGAGAUGGUGGUGGAGAAGCACCGCGAGUCGCGGGGCUGGGUAGAGACGCUCAGGGCCAAGUACGCGCUGUUCAAACCGCCCACGGAGCGGGACCUGGUGUACUACGAGAACUCCCCCAACUUCUGUGAGCCCAACCCCGAGACGGGCUCCUUUGGGACCAGGGACAGAACAUGCAAUGUCACCUCCCACGGCAUCGAUGGCUGCGACCUGCUGUGCUGCGGGCGGGGCCACAACACCCGGACUGAGAAACGCAAGGAGAAAUGUCACUGCAUCUUCCACUGGUGCUGCUACGUCAGCUGCCAGGAGUGCACGCGGGUCUACGACGUUCACACCUGCAAGUAAGCGCGGGUGGGUCCCGGUGGUGGAGGCUGCUGCAGGGCAGGGCCCAGGGCUCCAGCAGCCCCGGGGACAGCCCCACACUGCAGAGGAUGGCACAGAACUCCUGAUGGCCCCGGCCAGGGCACACCCAGGGCACGGAGAAGGCUCUGCGCCCCUCACCCACGUCAGGUGGGAUUGCAUCCCUCGGGCAGGGCAGGAUGUCUGGAGAGGGCAGGGACAGGAC
This is a messenger RNA of Catharus ustulatus (Swainson's thrush), 1291 nucleotides long. RefSeq names its product Wnt family member 3 (gene WNT3). Gene Ontology annotation, biological process: cell fate commitment; multicellular organism development; canonical Wnt signaling pathway. Lineage: Eukaryota; Metazoa; Chordata; Aves; Passeriformes; Turdidae. The transcript has 4 exons. The record is from RefSeq and is a predicted model, not a curated record. Bases 4 to 1071 code for a protein of 355 amino acids. Gene Ontology annotation, molecular function: cytokine activity; frizzled binding. Gene Ontology annotation, cellular component: extracellular region.